CUAUUGGAGACGCACCAUUAGGCCUUUUAACAGAAAGCAUGUUUAUGUUUAUAUUUUGCUUAUUUUUAUGAUGAAGUAAAGUUUUUGUAUUUAGAACAUUUUUUUGUGAAAAAUGAGUGAUGCAGAAGCUCAGGAAGAGGAACGAGAAGCUUUACUUUCAAUAUAUGAUGGAGAUUUAGCUUUUAAACAACUAAAUGCAACUACGUACCAGUACAAAUUUGGAGAAGAUAAUGAUAAUCAAUCAUUUUUACUUGAGAUUUCUUGGGAUUCUAAUUAUCCUACAAAGAAGCCGAUUAUCAAUAUGAAUACUUUUUAUAAUAAGCAUAUUAUUCAGGAAGUAAAAGAUAAAAUAGUAUCACAUAUUGAGGUUGAAGCUGACCAAUGGCUAGGAUGUGCUAUGACUUACACACUUUUUCAAUCGGUACAGGAGAAUCUUCCAGAGUUAUUAAUUGAUCAACCCACUGCUAUUACUCACAUUGAACCUUCAACGUCUAAUAUUAAAGAACCAGUUGUUAUAAAGGAAGAGGUUGAAAAGAAACCAAAACAACAGUUAACCAAAGCACAAAAGAAAAAGUUAUGGAAUCGUACAGAUGGAAAGAAUGAAAAUCCUCGAGGUUGGAAUUGGGUAGAUGUGGUAAAACAUUUAUCUCAAAUUGGGUACAAAGAAAAAGAUGAAUCAUAAUUUAAAUUGUUUAUUCUACUGAUAGAUGUAUGUGUUUUAUGUUUUUGCAAUAUUUCAAAUAAAUUACCUAUCAAUUUUUAUACAAAGUUUUGUAUUUUAAAGUUAACACGAUGUAAUAUUGAUUAUUAUUAAACUUGUAUAUACUGUCUCCAA
This is a messenger RNA of Leptopilina heterotoma, 835 nucleotides long. Its product is annotated as RWD domain-containing protein 4. NCBI's taxonomy places the organism in Eukaryota, Metazoa, Arthropoda, Insecta, Hymenoptera, Figitidae. The record is from RefSeq and is a predicted model, not a curated record. Gene Ontology annotation, molecular function: protein binding. The transcript has 4 exons. The coding region runs from base 113 to 682 and encodes 189 amino acids.